Mucor mucedo is the source of this 835-nucleotide messenger RNA. RefSeq lists its product as uncharacterized. The transcript has 3 exons. NCBI's taxonomy places the organism in Eukaryota, Fungi, Mucoromycota, Mucoromycetes, Mucorales, Mucoraceae. The annotation marks the transcript as partial. The record is from RefSeq and is a predicted model, not a curated record.
GUCUUUUUCUUUCUUUCGCAAAAGAAAAAUGUCUUCACAACAAGAUGGAAAUGCUGACACUGAUAUUUUACCUUUGAAGUGGAAACCUGGAACAGAUCAUGUGAGCAAACUCCUGCUCAAUGACCCAAACGUUAUGAAUCUGAUUGUUCGCUCUUUAGUUGGUGAAAUUGCUCCAGAAAAUAGCUACACUGUAGCGCCAACGGAAUGGGCCGAUAAUAGUAGAUCGGACGUGUUAUACACACCACGAGCUGAAGUAACGAAAACAAUGCCUCCCAUCUUAAUUGUCACGCAGUACCUAGUCGAUCAAGAGUUCAUGUUAAGACUCAUCCGUUAUGCAUCUUCUACGUAUGAUCGUUACAGAGUGCUUCCUCUUAUUCUCGUUAUAGUUACUAAAGGGUUUUCAAGUACUACAUUCAGAAGAGAGUUCACCGUCAGUAGUAAUGGGUUCCUGCUAGAAGCAAGCUGUUUAUUCUGGGCGAAGCAAUGUCUGCUGUUGUCUGCAGAAUCAAUCAAUGGUCAUCUUAAUCAAGCAACCCUGGAUCCUAUGGUUGCACUAGGGUACCUUUUUACUAACCACCCAUCCUGCCAAAUGCCACCUCAACACCAAGCUAAUUCAACUCUGAUGAUGUUAUACUCCGUUGCAAGAGAAAUUCUAUCGAAAGAAGAAAGUACAAAGAGUGAAAAAGCGAAUCUAAUUUACCGAUUAGAAAAAGCCAAAAGAGACUUUGAAACAAUCCUGGAUUCAGAUGACAGCCAAGGCAGCAACAAAAACAAAGUUAGACAAAGCGCAGAAGAUGGAAUCAUGCUAAUUGAAAAGAUGCAGAAAGAUCUGGAA